CUUGACUGUUUAUGAACUCCGUUCAUAUUUCCACACUCAUGGCUGAGAUCCCUAAUUCAACCCGACUGGAAAGAGUCCUCCGAUACCUCUUCAAGCACCAUCCACAACCAACACACACCGAUUGUCAAUGCACCCAUCACCACAAUCAAGACUGGAUAUUCGACGCGGACACAUGGUCCCAACUCGAAUCUCUUCGUCGACUACUAUGCCAGCGACCAACACUCCCCAGACUUCCAGCAGAUAUCUUAGAAGACAUCGAUGCAGUCAUUGCCUAUCGAAACAGCCACAACAUUCUCACAUCGACAAGCUCAAUUUCACCCAGUCUCACAAUCCAAGCCAAGACUCCAAGAUCUCAUUCGAUUCGCAUAUCCUGCUGGAAGGGCGAUAUCACCACCUUGACCGACAUCACGGCAAUCGUCAAUGCAGCAAACUCCCAACUGGAAGGAUGUUUUCGUCCUGAGCACCGCUGCAUCGACAGUGUGAUUCAUUCUGCGGCUGGUCCAAGACUCCGCGAUGCAUGUCACGAUAUCGUCGAGUCACAGGGUUACGUAGAGCCCGUUGGCUCUGCGAAGGUCACGCCAGGGUUCCUUUUGCCGGCGGAAUAUAUUGUACACACCGUCGGCCCGCAGCUACACCAAAAAGUCAAACCGCAGGCCCAUCAACAGGCCCAGCUCGCCUCAUGCUAUCAGGCCUGUCUCGAUGCAGCAGAGAACCUAUCCCCACUCAAGGAUGGCCGUAAAGUCAUUGCCUUUUGCUGUAUAUCGACCGGUCUCUUCGCGUUUCCAUCAGAUAUGGCGGCGAGAAUCGCCGUGGAUACCGUGUUAACCUGGUGUGCAACGCAUCCGGAUACUAGUAUCACGGAUAUCAUAUUUGAUACCUUUCUCGAAAAGGAUUGGAACUUGUAUCGGGAUAUUCUAUCAACCGUCCACACCAACUUGUCCCAUGUUGAUAUGGACAUUAACAUUAAAAUCAACACCGUGAAUACAGAUACGGCCACUCACACGUCGCUGCAUCAGCCACCCACACUCCGCUCACAAGUGGCCACCCUCUCACCAUCUCUCUUUAAAGCCCGCACCUGGCUCAAGCAAGCAGACACCCUCAUCAUCUCCGCCGGCGCAGGCCUCUCCGCCGCAGCAGGAUUAGACUAUACAUCCCCCACCCUCUUCGCAAAACACUUCCCGGCUUUCCUUCCCAAAGGUCUCCGCAAAUUGUACGACGUCUUCGGGUAUACCGGCUGGGACAGCCCCGCCGAGAAAUGGGGUUACUACUUCACGCACCUGGAUAUGGUGCGGCGGUGGCCUGAGGAACAGUCAGAUGUCUACAGGACACUCCGUGAGUUGACAUCGCGUUUUGGAGAGCGAUGGUUUGUCCGGACGAGUAAUGCGGACGGAUUAUUUGUGAAAAAUGGGUUUGAUGCUGGGAGGGUUGCGACUCCGCAGGGCGGGUAUAGGUUUUUACAGUGUUUGAGAAAGUGUAGGCACGGUGCUGUGCUUGAGACUAAGCCGUUGCUUGAGAGGGCGAUGCCGGCGGUUGAUCCGGUUACCCAGCUACUGAUGGAUGAGAGGAUGGUGCCGAAGUGUGAGUUUUGUGGGGGAGAGAUGACGCUUUGUGUAAGAGGCGGGAGUUAUUUUGAUGCAGCGCCUUUUCGGGGCAUGGAGAGGAAGUGGGAGCGGUUUUUGAGAGAGUUGGAGAGUGAGGAAGUUCGGAUGGUCGAGUCUGGUUCGGUGGUCAUUUUGGAGUUGGGUGUUGGGUUGAAUACCCCUGCUGUGCUGAGAUGGCCGAACGAGGAUCUGGUCUCGGAGUCGGAGAGUCAACGAUUUCGGCUUAUUCGUGUGGGUAUGGAUGCUGCUGGUUGUGUGCCAUGGGAAUUGGAGGAGCAAAAACUCGCAGUAGGGAUUUCGGGGGAUAUCAAGGCAGCUCUAGAUGCGUUGAUAUUGUAA
Messenger RNA from Penicillium brasilianum, 1940 nucleotides. The record is from the annotation of a GenBank genome assembly. NCBI's taxonomy places the organism in Eukaryota, Fungi, Ascomycota, Eurotiomycetes, Eurotiales, Aspergillaceae.